ACAGAUAUCUUGAGCGAUAAUUGACAUUAUUAGAAGUUUGCAAGAUGGAAUCAAGACCUCUUGUCGCAGCUGGAUUUAUAAUUUAUCGAAUUAUACAAAACACUCGUCAGUAUUUAUUAUUACAAACAUCGUAUGGAAAACAUCACUGGACACCUCCAAAAGGACAUGUGGAUCCUGGUGAAAGUGAAAUGCAAACUGCAAUUCGAGAGACAGAAGAGGAAACUGGUUUGAAAGAGGAAGAUUAUAACUUAGUUGAAGGUCUCAAAAGAGAGCUGCACUAUGAAGUGAAUGGUCGAUCUAAACGAGUUGUCUAUUGGAUAGCUCAAAUAAAGGAAGGAAAAGAGAUAAAACUAUCCGAUGAGCACAUUGACUAUAAAUGGUUGAAUAUUAAAGAUGCUGAAACUUUUGCGAAUUACUCAGAUAUGAUUGACGCUUUACGAUUUGUUGAUGAGUUUCUUAGCAAAUGA
Molecule: messenger RNA, 467 nt
Organism: Dimorphilus gyrociliatus
Lineage: Eukaryota; Metazoa; Annelida; Polychaeta; Dinophilidae
Source: the annotation of a GenBank genome assembly